AAAUGAGCUACAAAGUAUAUAAAAAGAAUGUGAGCAAGUAUUCAAAAAACAAGCCAAGUGGGAUUCCAUCGUCAAUGCAGUCUCACUCAGGCUAUCUCUUCACAAGUCGGUCUAUAACUCCGGAUAAAUAGCCCUGAGAACCCUCAAAAGAGUGGUGUAAGCUCAUUUAAGAGAUCUUCAGGAGAUUUGUCAUUAAAUAAACCUGGAAUUACAGUGAAGAAAUCAGGUAUUUACGGCAGGAAUUCAGGAGCCUCAACUGACAGAAGUCAUAUUUUGAACAGGAAUUUAUCCCUCAGUGGUAUCAGUAGCCAAGUGAAAGGCUCCCAUAGUCGAAAUUUGAACAGGACAAAGGAGUUAAAAUCAAAAGGAUCCAUUUCUAGUAACUCAAGCUAUCAGAACAUGUCUAAUGGUAAGCUGUCAACAUGCAAAAUGUUGCGUGGGAAGACAGGAGAGGAGACAGAUCGUGAACUGAAACUCCUUGAAACGAUUAAACUCUUAAAAUCUGAAAAUAAAUAAACUCUAUCAAGUCUCUAAGGACUCUGAGAAGAGCUUACUUGACAAAAUCAAAGAGUCUAGGAAGGAGAUGGAGAAGAUGACUACAAUAAUAAAUCAGUUAUGGCCGUUCAUCCAGAGUCACUUAAAGCGAGAGAUCGGGAGCAGCAAAAUUGCCAGUCUCAAACGGAUGGCAAAGGAAGAGAGUCGUGUUGACUUCCUAGACACCCUCUCAAAAGUCAUUGGUAAGGUCAAGAAAGAUGCUGAGAAGGAAGGCAGGUCCCUUUUCGGCACUGAUACAGACUCAAAAUAUGAAAAACUUAAAAGAGACCAUGCUAAAUUUGAUCAUAUUGAGAGAAACUUAAAAGCCCAACUGAAAGAACGUGAGAUUAGGGAAGCUAAAGCAAAAGAGCUGAUUGACAAGCUCCAAGUCAGAAUUAAGGAGCUUGAUGCCUUUAGACUCACAACAACCGAUCAUAUUAUGACAAAGGCGACAACACAAGAGGAAAUUCUUUUCCUUAUAAGAGCUAAUGAAAGGAUCAGAGCUUUCCAAGACAAUGAUUUUAUGGACACUGAAGAGAAAUUUGAAGAUGGAGGGUUCAUCACUAAUAAGCGCCACUACGAAAUCCUUGAUGAUUAUGAACCAGCCCCUUCAUUUUUGAAAGCUCUGACAAAUGAGAUCCUCUACCUUGAAGAGGAAGAGGACGAUCUGAUGAAUGAUAGCUAUAGUCAUAGACUCUUCAGCGAGAGCAACAUUAUCUCUUCAGAUUAUGACGAAAACAAACAUGAUAUAGUCAAUCCUUAUCUGCAUGUACAGAAGAUAAAUACAAUAGACCAGGUACCUGGGCUUAUAAAAGAUACCUUAGACGAGCUGAGAUCAAGAAAUGAAUCCUAUGAUGAACACAGUUAUCAAAUUGUGAAUAAGAUAAAGCACAAAAAGACUGAAUCUAAGAGAAUCAAAACUGCUAGAGAGAGAAAUCUAAACAAGACAAGUGAAUAUAGCAGGCAUGAUCCAAUGGGGUUGACCUCCCAUACAUCGACAAAGCUUGGCACAAGCCUUGACAGGGACAACAGAUCAGUAACUGAUAAGUCUUUCCAAGCUAGGAAGAACCAUAAAGUGAUUGAUAUGAAGGACUUAAAACCAGAGCCAAAAAAUUUAGUCACUGAAUCGACUAAAAUAAGUUAA
Messenger RNA from Moneuplotes crassus, 1678 nucleotides. The record is from the annotation of a GenBank genome assembly. Lineage: Eukaryota; Ciliophora; Spirotrichea; Euplotida; Euplotidae.